Messenger RNA from Staurois parvus, 416 nucleotides. The record is from the annotation of a GenBank genome assembly. NCBI's taxonomy places the organism in Eukaryota, Metazoa, Chordata, Amphibia, Anura, Ranidae.
GUGCUCCAGCAUUGGUGUCAGUGGGGGAAUAGUGCUCCAGUAUUGGUGUCAGUGGGAGGAAUAGUGCCUCCAGCAUUGGUGUCAGUGGGAGGAAUAGUGCUCCAGCAUUGGUGUCAGUGGGAGGAAUACGUCAAAUCAUUGGUGUCAGCGGGAGGAAUAGCGCCCCAUCACUGGUGUCAGCGGGAGGAAUAGCGUCCCAUCAUUGGUGUCAGCGGGAGGAAUAGCGCCCCAUCACUGGUGUCAGUGGGAGGAAUAGCGCCCCAUCACUGGUGUCAGUGGGAGGAAUAGCGCCCCAUCACUGGUGUCAGUGGGAGGAAUAGCGCCCCAUCACUGGUGUCAGUGGGAGGAAUAGCGCCCCAUCACUGGUGUCAGUGGGAGGAAUAGCGCUCCAUCAUUGGUGUCAGUGGGAGGAAUAG